CGUUAACCAAUUCCCUCGAGGUUAUGUUUUUCUUUGGCCCUGUCUCUCAGAUUCCGUCAAAUUCCAUCUCUGGUCUUCGCCGCUUCUACUUCUGAGUUCUGACCGUAGUAUACACUCAUAGAAACAUCUCAGCACUCAGCCCUUUGCCCGUCUCGCUUUGUAGCCGCACUUGCCAGCAAAAGAAACGGUGGGAAGCGAAAUGAAACGCAGAACGGCAGCCGUAGAACGGUGGAAGUGAACGGCGCCGCCCUAUCCACCAAGCCCGAUAAGACUAAGAGAACUGCGUUUUUUAUUUCCAAACUGGCGAACCCGCAAGCAUCAACUUCAAGCGGUCAGUCGUGGCCAAUGGCUGCCGGCUCUCUACUGCUCCUCGUCCUAAUUGUCGCUCAUGUCAUUGCUCUGGUUUACUGGAUUUUCCGCCUUGCAACUGAGAAGCAACCUCAAAGAACUAAGAGAAACUAGUUCUCCACAUUUCUCGGUUUAUCAAUGUUGAUAUGUAGGGAUUUGUCAGGAAACAAAUUGAGUGGUCAACUAUAUGCUUCAGUGAGGAAUCUCUCCUUAUUUUUUACAUCGGGAGAAGAUUGCAAAACCAUGAGCGCCUUUACUGCAUUAUCUAGUUUAGCCAUACUUGGUGAUUCCUGUAAGAUUACGCGUACAGCUAGACAAGAAAUAAGACCGUUCUCUAGUACAACCACACAGAGAAUUGAGGAAGAUUAUGGAGCAGAUCGCGCUGCCUGGGGAGCUGCGGCUGAAGCAAUCAGACAAGACAGAAUAUGCAAUGGUAGUUACUUUACUGCUGGAGAUGUACAGUUAAGAGGCCAUUUAUCCAAACCAUUAAUAUGCACUGGACUGAUGUCAAACAACAAGGUUGGCUGUGUAACAUUAUCUCCUGUCGUGCCUCUGCCAAAUACAUUGAAAGCAAAAGAAAAGAAGCCGGAGAAAACUUUUAUGCCAGAUGAAGGCAUUUCAACUCAGAAAACAGAAAGCAACUUUGCUGAUUUGGUUGGAUCAGACCAAUCUCAGCUGGAAAAAGUCACUGCCUCUGAAAAGAGCAUUACCGAGGACAACCAUUGUGAGAGGUUGCCAGAUGAAGGCAUUCCAACUCAGAAAACAGAAAGCAACUUUGCUGAUUUGGUUGGAUCAGACCAGUCUCAGCUGGAAAAAGUCACUGCCUCAGAAAAGAGCAUUACCGAGGACAAUGUUUGUGAGAGGUUGCCAGAUGAAGGUAUUCCAACUCAGAAAACAGAAAGCAACUUUGCUGAUUUGGUUGGAUCAGACCAGUCUCAGCUGGAAAAAGUUACUGUCUCAGAAAAGAGCAUUACCAAGGACAACCUUCGUGAGAGGUUGGUUUCCAUUUAUGAGAAAGUUUUCAUAGUCAACAACAUCUCACUCGCCAAGGAAGUUGUCAGUAAGCUUACAAAUGAGUACAGGGAUUCAAUCCACGCAUGUGAUACUGAGGCAUCAAAGAUUGAUGUCAAGAAUGAGACACCAGUUGGUCAUGGAGAAAUCAUAUGUUUCAGCAUUUAUUCUGGACCUCAAGCUGAUUUUGGAAAUGGAAGAUCUUGUGUCUGGAUUGAUGUCCUUGAUGGUGGCGGGAAGGACAUUUUAGUAGAAUUUGCCCCCUUUUUCGAAGACCCGUCAAUUAAAAAGGUAUGGCACAACUAUAGCUUUGAUUGUCACAUAAUAGAGAACUAUGGUCUCAAAGUGUCUGGGUUUUAUGCUGAUACAAUGCACAUGGCACGAUUAUGGGAUUCCUCUAGACGAACAGGGGGAGGCUAUUCUCUUGAGGCACUUACAAGUGAUACCUCUGUCAUGCAUGAUGCAAGAGUGCCCCCUGGUGAACAACUGUUUGGUAAGGUGUCAAUGAAAACUAUUUUUGGCAGGAAAGAGCUGAAGAAGGAUGGAACUGAGGGUAAAGUUGAUAUCAUUCCAUCUGUUGAGGAGCUGCAAAGAGUGCCCCCUGGUGAAAAACUGUUUGGUAAGGUGUCAAUGAAAACUAUUUUUGGCAGGAAAAAGCUGAAGAAGGAUGGAACUGAGGGUAAAGUUGAUAUCAUUCCAUCUGUUGAGGAGCUGCAAAGAGAAAAUCACAAACUAUGGGUUUCUUACUCUGCAUUUGAUUCUAUAAGUACAUUUAUGCUUUAUGAUAGUUUGAAAACCAAACUCUCUAAAUGCUCCUGGAAGCUUGAUGGAGUUUAUAAAGGGACCAUGCUAAACUUUUAUGAGAGAUACUGGCUUCCAUUUGGUGAGCUUUUAGUUCAUAUGGAAACUGAGGGCGUGCUUGUUGAUCGUUCUUAUCUUGCUGAGUUGCAGAAAGUGGCCCAAGCCGAGCAGGAGAUAUCAUCUAUCAGAUUUCGCAACUGGGCAUCCAAGUACUGCCCUGAUGCAAAAUACAUGAAUGUGGGCAGUGAUACUCAGUUGCGCCAGCUCUUUUUUGGAGGCAUUCUGAACAGGAAGGACCCUAAUCAGACUCUUGACAUUGAGAAGGAUUUCAAAGUUCUCAAUGCAGAUAAUAUAAUUGAAAAAGACAAGAAAGCUCCAACAAAGUAUUGUAAGAUCACACUUCAUAAGAUUGGUGAUUGCAUUGAGACUGAUUUCUAUACUGCUAGUGGUUGGCCAUCUGUUAGUGGAGAUGCUUUAAAGGCUCUUGCUGGUAAAGUUUCUGCUGAUUUUCAAAUCAUGAGCGAAGCAGAAGACAAAGAGGAGGAAGUCUCCUUUCCAAACAGUGACGAAUCUCCCGGGCUUCAUAAUGAAGCAUGUAAGGAGCCAGAAGCUUCAGGGUAUGGAACAGCUUAUAAUGCUUUUGGAGGUGGAAAAGAAGGAAUAGAGGCAUGUCAUGCCAUUGCCUCUUUAUGUCAAAUAUGCUCCAUUGACUCUCUAAUAUCAAAUUUCAUCAUCCCUUUGCAGGGAGGGGCGGUUUCAGGGAAGGAUGGGCGCAUCCAUUGUUCACUGAACAUAAAUACAGAAACUGGGCGCUUGUCAGCAAGGAGACCAAAUUUGCAGAACCAGCCAGCUUUGGAAAAAGACAGGUAUAGAAUUCGUCAAGCAUUUAUAACUUCACCUGGGAAUUCCUUAAUUGUUGCGGACUAUGGGCAGUUGGAGCUUAGGAUUCUUGCACAUCUUGCAAAUUGUAAGAGCAUGUUAGCUGCCUUUGAAGCUGGGGGAGACUUCCAUUCGAGAACAGCUUUAAAUAUGUAUUCGCACAUACGAGAAGCAGUUGAUCAAAAACGUGUUCUACUUGAGUGGCACCCUCAGCCUGGUGAAGAUAUGCCACCAGUUCCACUACUAAAGGAUGCUUUUGCCUCUGAAAGAAGAAAAGCAAAGAUGCUUAAUUUUUCUAUUGCUUAUGGAAAAACUACCGUGGGGCUUGCUCGGGAUUGGAAGGUAUCCGUCAAGGAAGCCAAAGAAACAGUAGAUCGGUGGUAUAGUGACAGAAAGGAAGUUUUAACUUGGCAAGAACAACGUAAAUCUGAGGCACACCAGUUUGGACGUGUUUACACACUGUUAGGAAGGACACGCAUGUUCCCUUCACUUGAACAUGCAACCAAUGCUUUUAAAGGCCACAUUGAAAGAGCUGCCAUCAAUACUCCUGUCCAGGGAAGUGCUGCAGAUGUUGCAAUGUGUGCCAUGCUAGAAAUAUCAAAGAACCAACGGUUGAAUGAGCUUGGCUGGAAACUGCUUUUACAGGUUCAUGAUGAAGUAAUUCUUGAAGGGCCGACCGAAUCAGCUGAGGAAGCAAAGGGUAUUGUAGUUGAUUGUAUGUCCAAACCGUUCGAUGGAAAGAAUAUUCUAAGAGUUGGACUAUCUGUUGAUGCUAAAUGUGCUCAAAAUUGGUAUUCUGCCAAAUAGUGUUGUUUCUCUAUAGCCCAAAUGUUUUUGCAUUCAAGCACAGUAAUAUGAAAAUGAGAAUUCUAUAUUGGUAAUGUUAAAUUUUAUCACAUCAAGUUAGUAGCAUGUGGUUAAUUAAAUAUAUAUUAAUGAUAU
Cuscuta europaea is the source of this 3981-nucleotide messenger RNA. The record is from the annotation of a GenBank genome assembly. NCBI's taxonomy places the organism in Eukaryota, Viridiplantae, Streptophyta, Magnoliopsida, Solanales, Convolvulaceae.